AUGAACUUGGGACCCAGGCCCGUCGCCAGACUCUGUCCCGGACGUCGGCUCCGCUGUUGCUGCACCCCGCUGGCUCGAGCAGGGCCCGAAUUGCGCCCUGGCUCGGAGGGCGCCCGGCUCCCCGACCUUCCAUCUCUGGCCAGCGGAGGCACUCGUUCAGAGGGCGGCUCUGGGAUGGCGCAGAAGAGGCCCACGGCGAGGGAGGUGUUCUGGGGCAUGGUGAGAGAGAAGCAGAGGCCUUUCGCCGACAGCUCGAACGCGGAUGAGGAAUCGCACGAGGGUGCCAACGACUCCUCCAUGCUCAAGCGGGACAGCAUCUCCCACGAGGUCAUGCUGCUCGCCGUGCAGUUCUGGCUCUUCGCCGGCCCGGUGCUGCUCGCCCUGGCGUGCCUCGCGGCCUGGCACGUGGGCGAGCCGGUCGCUGGCCUUCCACGCCGUAUCUUCGAGGACUUCUUUGGGCCCUUCGGAGGUGUCUACGAGAUGCGCGGUCCGCCGCUGAUGAGCAGGGCGAGGUUCGAGCAGCCAGAGAAUGUCGUGCACAGAGCCCUCUUCAGGGACGACAGCGCCAUCGGCUGGUCUCAGGACGUGGGCAUCUGGGUCUGGAAUUGGGGCGCUCGCUCUUUGUGGCAGGGAGGCAUCUUCAGCAGAAUUGUAGCGGUGACCUUGGCCGCUUGCUUCUGGGCUCCGUGGUUGGUGGCAUUCGCCAGCAUCCCGCAGCUCUCCUUUCUGGCCGCGCCCUCGCUGAUGCCUGCCGCAGUGAAGGGCGCUUACUUGCGACGCUUCCCCGCCUGCCUCCUGACACUGGACCAGCUGAUCGCCGCUCACAAGCAGUAUGGCCGCCAGCUGCCGGAGGUCUACCAGGCAGAAGUGGAGAGCUACAACAGCAAGCUGGAAAGGUACGACACUCAAGCCGAAGCUGACGGGGAUCCUGCCACGAUUGAGACGGGUGAGGUGAAUGGCGCCAGCCGGCGGCGCCACCCAGGCCAGUAA
Prorocentrum cordatum is the source of this 990-nucleotide messenger RNA. The record is from the annotation of a GenBank genome assembly. Lineage: Eukaryota; Dinophyceae; Prorocentrales; Prorocentraceae.